This is a messenger RNA of Dunckerocampus dactyliophorus (ringed pipefish), 5285 nucleotides long. RefSeq names its product neurabin-2-like. The coding region runs from base 592 to 2862 and encodes 756 amino acids. Gene Ontology annotation, molecular function: actin filament binding. Gene Ontology annotation, biological process: actin filament organization; neuron projection development; calcium-mediated signaling. The transcript has 11 exons. Gene Ontology annotation, cellular component: postsynaptic density; dendrite; cytoplasm. Lineage: Eukaryota; Metazoa; Chordata; Actinopteri; Syngnathiformes; Syngnathidae. The record is from RefSeq and is a predicted model, not a curated record.
GUUUUUAUCAAGUCAACAAUUACUGGUAGCAGUUAUAAGAUAACAUUUGUAUCGGAACAAUUUCCCAAAUUUACACAUCCAACCAAUCUGUGGGAAUUAUUCUGAAAUAUUGUAUGUAGCGUCCAUUAAUAGAGCUUUCAAAAGACGACUCGUUUUCGAACGUCACAUCUCUUUGCUAACUGUUUAGUCUUGUUGAGGAAUUACUGAGUUGAAUCGGUCCAUGUCUUUUUCAGCAAUAACAGCUAGGUUAGCAGCCGGCUCACACACACAUCAUAAAUGAAGCAUUUGACGGACAAUACAAGCCUCGAAGUGGGUGCUGUGGCUAGCUCGUGUGUGUGACGGUGUAUAUUCGGCAGACUCUAAGACCCAGCGGAUCUCUCCAUGCAGCAGCGGCAGCGGCAGCGGCAGCGAGGAGGACCAGAAAUCUGCUGCUCGCUGAAAGAGGAGAUCAAAAUGAUGCUGCCUUUAAAAAGGGAUUAAACCUUGAGCGCAUCAGCCGGCUGCCGGUGGAUAAUACAGCUUUGCCAGCGGGGGUGAGGGAGGGAGACAUGCCGUCGCAGAGCAUCCGUCGCGACGCCUGACUUGACCACCAUGAUGAAGACAGAACCCACAUCCAAGAGCGCCGGCUCCACUCUCAGGAGCCCAUCCCCGCACAGGAGCGCCUACGAGGCGGGGAUGCAGGCCCUCAAGCCCGUCGCGGACAACGCCGCCAACGGGGACGUGCAGGACGGUCCCCGGGGCCGCAGGUACGGCUCGAACGUGCACCGCAUCAAGAACAUGUUCCAGCAGCUGCAGACCACCGCGCCGUCGGCGGCUGACGCGGAGGCCGAAGAAGGAGCCAAGGACAGCGACAAAGCAGUGCGCCUGUCCCUCCCCAGGGCUGGGAGCCUGAACGAGAACGUGGACCACAGCGCCCUGCUCAAGCUGGGAUCCACAGUGUCCGAACGCGUCAGCAAAUUCGACACCAAACCAGAGAAUGGGCACCAGCGGGCCUCCUCGCCGAGCUACUCCAAGCUGCAGGAGACCCGCCGCAUCUUUGAGCAGCAGCAGCAGCAGGACAAGCUGGCCACCACCAGAGUCCUGCUCAAGUCUGACAAGGCCUCGGGUCUGCAGGAGGGCAGGCUGGACAUGAUGGCGCGCUUUAACGGCAGCACAGAGUCCCUGGACAGCCUGGACGCCAGCGAGGCGGUGUCCCCCACCGUCAGCCAGCUCAGCGCCGUGUUUGAACGGGCCGCCGAGCUGCGGAACAACCUGAACCGCCUCUCGUCCACGCCUCCGCUGCCCUCCAGGGGUGUCAGCGCCAAGGUGGGCGUGCUGAACUCCAAAAUAAUCACUAAGAGGGCGAGUGCCUUGGCCGCCAACAACCAGGGGGACGAGAAACCCAAGCAAGAGGGACGACCCAGGAGGGCCGAAAGCAUGAACGGGGGUCAAACGGCCUCCAGUGCUGAGGUGGAGCAGCACAGGGCAAAGACUGUGUCUGACGCUGGCGUGGAGGCGAAAGCCGACAAACGGGAGGAGGCCAUCAUCGCAGCGUGCCAGGCCCGCGUCCGGGCAGAGAAUGGAGAAACUGCAUCAACAGGGGGCCAGGUGCUCGGACAGGAGGGGGUGGAGGAUCGCAGGACUCUGGGAGAUGACGACGGAGGAAGCCAGGAGGACGACGAUGAAGGCGACGACGGCGACAGCUACGAGGCCGAGUCCAGCUGCGUGGAGAUUGCCGGGUUGCCCGUGGAGGAGGACCCGCCCCCUUCCAGGAAGAUCCGCUUCAGCUCGGAGCCCAUCAAGGUGUUCGCCACCUACCCCAACGAGGACUACGACAGGCGCAAUGAAGACGUGGACCCCAUGGCGGCGUCGGCCGAGUACGAGCUGGAGAAGAGGGUGGAAAGGCUGGACCUGUUCCCCGUGGAGCUGGAGAAAGAUGAAGACGGCCUGGGCAUCAGCAUCAUCGGGAUGGGCGCGGGAGCCGACAUGGGCCUGGAGAAGCUGGGCAUCUUCGUCAAGACCGUCACCGAGGGUGGGGCGGCGCAUCGGGACGGCAGGAUCCAAGUGAACGACCUCAUCGUGGAGGUGGACGGCACCAGUUUGGUGGGGGUCACCCAGAGUUUCGCCGCCUCCGUCCUGAGGAACACGUCCGGAACGGUCAAGUUCUUCAUCGGGCGUGAGAAGCCGGGCGAGCAGAGCGAGGUGGCCCAGCUCAUCCAGCAGACGCUGGAGCAGGAACGCUGGCAGCGGGAGAUGCUGGAGCAGCGCUACAACCAGUACAUGGAGGAGCAGGAGCAGGGCGGCGAGUACGGUACAGACGAGGAGGAGGAUGAGGACGAAGACGUCAGCCCGCAGUACACCGGCGCCAUCGAGGUGUUCGACCUGGCGGAGAACGAGGACCUGUCGCCCCUGGAGACGGACCCCGAGAAACUGGCGCAUAAGUACAAAGAGCUCCAAAUCAAACACGCCGUGACGCAGGCCGAGAUCCAGCAGCUGAAGAGGAAGCUGCACCACGCUGAGCAGGACAAGCAGCGCUGGCGCGCGGACAAGGCCCAGCUGGAGCAGACCCUGCAGGAGAACAAGGAGCGCAUGGAGAAGCUGGAGGGCUACUGGAUGGAGGCUCAGAGUCUAUGCCAGGCCGUGGACGAGCACCUGAAGGAGACCCAGGCUCAGUACCAGGCGCUGGAGCGCAAGUACAGCAAAGCCAAGCGGCUCAUCAAGGACUACCAGCAGAAGGAGAUCGAGUACCUGAAGAAGGAGACGCAACGAUGUGCACAAGUUGGAGCCGAGGCGUCGCUCCUCAAGGAGGAGUCGGGUCAACUGCAGGAACAGGUGGCUGACCUGGAGUGCCAGGUAGAAGAGCUGAAAUCGGAACCUUUAUAAGAGCCUUCAGUCCGUCACACAUCUGUGAGGAGGCGGCGGAGGAGCUCACAGGAGGAAGAGAGGAGAGCACAAGGAGCAGCAGGGUAUCUCGCAGCAUCCUCUACGUGUACCGCCGCCGUGUUUUAACCCGUCACUUUUCAGUUUUUCUUACCGAAAGGUGAGGGAACGCUGAACUUUUACAACCUGCAGAGUAUUCCAACCCCCAAUUUGUGAUUAUUUUUUUGUGACACAUUGGGCUUUUGCGUUUUAAAUUGCCAAAAAAAAACCAAACAAAAAAACAUCCCUACUUGGAUCUCUUUCUAGUUUUGUGACCUUUUUUCAGCUUGUACAGAUGUGAUUAAGUGUGGUUUCACAACCAAUCUGGUUUGUAAAAGAGUUUUAAUAUAACAUUUAACGGAGCCUAACGUCUCAUUGGAUUAAAUGGAGGGGUUGUUGUAUAUUUCAUGUGAGAUGUAAACACUGAGGUGCUUGGCUGGGAGCGAUGACCUUCGCGUAACCACGGCAACCACCUGCUGCCUACCUUUCAGAAGUGUUUUUGUGUAUUAUUCUUAUUUUUUACACAUAGACUCCUUAUUAAAAAGUCAUUCUGAGACUCUUAGGGACUACUGACUAUAGAGGGACAGGACUGGACCGGGCCAGUACCAGCAGGGGACGUUUUACAAGUCUGGAACCAGCAGCUGCUGCACGGUGCAACAGGGGGGAAGAAAAACACAAAACACACUGCCUGAAUCGAACGCACAGCCGAGAUCAGCUUCUUCUAUUUCAACUUCAUACGUGAGCUAAGGACAAGAACGUUAUACUGUCAGAUUAAAAAAAAAAAAAAAGUAAUAUAUCUGGGUGACUAAAAGAUGAGUUAAUUGAAAAAAAAAAACAGGCAUGGUUGUGAUAAUAAUAAUGAUGAUAACAAUAAGGCUUGUACAGUGCACAUGCUUUGCAUUGUAUGUUUUGUGGAUUAAAUGGUCAACAGUGAUGGCGAUCUGCUUCUUUUUAUUGACAUGUUGUAUUUAUGACGCAAUCACGUGGACUUAAAGGUGCUGUCUGCACGCACAUUCGUUAUGUUUGGUGUCAGCUAGUGAUAGCGAUUUGGCAGCUAUGACGACUUCAAAUUGUCAGACUGCCUUUGUGUACGUGCACAGAGCCAAGGAGUGCCAGCACCGUUAAAGUCUCAACUGAAAUGUAAAAAAGAAAAAGAAAAAGAAAAAACCCUCUUCUUAAGUUAAAUUAUUGAGUGCCUCCGAGUGCAUCUUCUGGUGGUGCCUCCUGAGGUGGUAGUUCCUGGAGAAGCUCUUCCCGCACUGGCUGCAGGAGAACAUGCGCUGUCCCUUGUGCAGCAUCUUGUGAACUUUGAGGCUCUGCGGGCGGCUGAAGCUCUUGCAGCACUCGUCACAGGUGUGCAGCUUCACGCCCGUGUGCUUCCUCUCAUGCCGCUUCAGGUCGCCCGACUGGCGGAAGCGCUCGCCGCAGUUGGUGCACAGGUACGGCCGCUCGCCCGUGUGCGUACGCAGGUGCACGGUGAGCUGGCCCGAGGUGGCGAAGCUCUUGUCGCAGUGCGGGCAGGCGUAAGGCCGCUCGCCCGUGUGCGUGCGCUGGUGCUGCUUGAGCCGGUAGUGGUUGGCGAAGCCCUUCCCACAGUCGUUGCACAAGUAGAGCACCUUGACCUGCUGGAAGCACGCAUGGUUUUUGAAGGCCCCGGCGCUGACGUAGCACUUUGCGCAGUGCGGGCACGUCAGCUCCUUCACGUCCUGGCUGUCCUCCAGCUGCUCCGUCAGGUUGUCGGACUUGGGGAGGGCCAGGUACUCCAUGGGGUGGUGCCUCCUGAUGUGCUUGGCCAGGUAGCUCUUGGCGGUGAAGGAGAAGGGGCAGUGGGAGCAGGAGAAGAGCUUGGAGGAGCAGUGGUACUUCCUGCAAACGUGAGUCCGCUGGUGCUUCUCCAGGGUGGCGGCCGCAGUGAAGACCUUGUCGCAGAGCUCGCAUCGGUGGGCCACGGUGCUCCUGUGGACGGCCUGCUCGUGUCUCCUCAGGAAGCCCAACUUGCGGAAGGUCAGCCCACAGUGGGGGCAGCCGUGGGGCCUCUCGGCGCAAGUGUGUGCCCGCAGGUCGUCCGGAUCGGCGUAGGUUUGUUUGCAGCAAUUACAACUGAACCACUUUGUCAGCUUCUCUGCCUCAACGUCUUCCUGCAUGGUCUUCUUGCGCGCUUUUCUCUUUGGAGCGAUAAGCUGAGUUAUGGCAGAUAUUUUGGAGGCGGAGCCAUGCCGGCGGGGCCUCUGACACUUUUCGACGCCCUCGAUCGCCACCGAGGACUGAGGGACAAAAUCGGGAUCGUUCUCGAUGUCUCGUCUCUCCUCCAAGUGACUGCCGCCAAUGUGCUUCUGCAGGAGGUCCACGCUGGAGAAGGUCAGCGAGCACAUGGCGCAGCUGAAGGG